AUGGGAUCUUCGGGAUAUAGUACAAGUGUGACUUCGUCAGUUGUGAGUGGGGUCGGCCUGAACGAUAUACUAACGCAGCCUCCCAUCACGACCCAUCUAAAGCUAAUAGAACUUUCGGAGGCUCUAGCUGCACACAAUGCAUCAGCAGCUGCUGCCCUCCGGUUGACGAGUCAGGAAUCUGUGACUGAUGUUGCUUUGCACUCUCCACCGCUCUCUGUUUCGGAAGCUGCUUCUUCAGACAGCCGAGAGCGGCGUAAGUCAUCAGCUACCUCUCGUUACUUGAUUAGUGGUCCGCUUCCUCCACCGCCACCUCCUCCACCUCCCUCAGCUCUUAUUACAUGA
Hydatigera taeniaeformis is the source of this 342-nucleotide messenger RNA. NCBI's taxonomy places the organism in Eukaryota, Metazoa, Platyhelminthes, Cestoda, Cyclophyllidea, Taeniidae. The record is from the annotation of a GenBank genome assembly.